UGAGUUUAAAGGCAGUGUGCAUUUCGAGGUCAGUUUCCUGUGCAGGUCAUGAUGGAUCGAGCAGCUCUCCGGCUGAUUCUCUUGUGCGUCUUUCUCAUCUCAGCCACUUCUGAUCCUGUUAAGAAGAAACAAAAUGUGGAUAUAUACAGCUUCUACAUUAACUCCACGGUCACCAGUCGCUACGCCACAACAGUCAUCACAAGCCGUGUUGCGAACACACUGAAUGAAUCUCAAGAGAUCCAGUUUGAGGUCAAGAUUCCCAAGAAUGCCUUCAUCAGCAAAUUCAGAAUGACCAUAGAGGGAAAAACAUAUGAUGGGGUUGUGAUGGAAAAAGAGGAAGCUCAACAGCAAUACAAUCAAGCAGUAUCUCGAGGACAAAGUGCUGGACAGAUCAAAUCUGUUGGAAGGACUUUAGAAGACUUUAAAACCUCAGUGACAGUGGCUGCUUUUAGUAAAGUGACCUUUGAGUUGACCUACGAAGAACUGCUAAAGCGUCGCCUCGGCAAAUAUGAGCUACUCAUCAAUGCCCAACCGAUGCAGCCGGUGGCUGACUUCAAGAUGGAUGUGCACAUCCAAGAGAAACCAGGAAUUUCCUUCUUGGAGGUGAAAGGAGAUUUGAGCACUGGUGAUCUGGCCAAUGCCAUCAAAACCACCAGAGCAGACAAAGACGCAUGGGUGACCUUAUACCCCACUCAAGAUCAACAGACCAAGUGUAAAAGCUGUGGAGAAAAUGGGUUGAAUGGAGACCUGCUUGUAACGUACGAUGUUGAGAGACGAAAUCCCAAAGGAGAAGUCAUGGUAUCAAAUGGCUAUUUCGUCCACUACUUUGCACCCUCUGAUGUUCCACGUAUUCCCAAAAAUGUGGUGUUUAUCAUUGACCGGAGUGGCUCUAUGCACGGCAGAAAAAUAGACCAGACUCGUUUGGCACUGCUACGGAUUUUGAGUGAUCUUGAUGAGGACACCAACUUUGGAUUGAUCACCUUUGACAAUGAAGUUAGCUUAUGGAAACGUGAACUCCUCAAAGCUACUGAGACAAACCUGGAGAUUGCGAAAUCUUUCGUGAAGGAGAUCGGAGAUAGAGGAGCCACGGACAUAAACGCUGCAGUUCUAGCAGGAGUGGACAUGAUCAGUCGACAUCCACGAGAGGGAACAGCCUCCAUCCUGAUCCUGCUGACUGAUGGAGAUCCCACUUCAGGUGAAACCAACAUAGAGAAGAUAAUGGCCAAUGUGAAAGAGGCCAUUGGGACAAAGUUUCCCCUCUAUUGUCUUGGCUUUGGAUAUGAUGUAAACUUUGACUUCCUGACAAAGAUGUCACUGGAAAAUGGUGGAGUUGCUCGCAGGAUUUAUGAAGAUUCGGACGCUGAUCUACAGCUGCAGGGCUUCUAUGAUGAAGUUGCGGUCCCUCUCCUCACUGAUAUUCAACUUAAAUACCCAGGAGGGACAAACCUUACCAAGACCAGCUUUAGCUUGUACUUCAAUGGCUCUGAGAUUGUGGUGUCAGGACAAAUCACAGACAACAGUGUGGAGAGUUUCACCACUGAAGUUAUCGCAGUAUCAAAAGGCAGUAAUGUGACGUAUCAGGACACUAUAAUCACAAAAGACCCCAGUGAUGUCCCUCCUGAGAAUGAAGAUUUCAUGCAGAGAUUGUGGGCCUACCUUACAGUGAAGCAGCUUCUGGAGAGACAGGUGCUUCUUAAAGGACAAGAGAAAGAGGAUGAAAAGGAGCAAGCUCUUGAACUCUCCCUGAAAUACCAGUUUGUCACUCCCCUCACCUCUAUGGUUGUUACCAAGCCACAGGAGGGUGAAGUGGAAGUUGCCGACAAACCCAAAGAGGGAGGAGAGCCGCCCAGACCUCCAGUAAUGUACCCCCAUCUUACAACGAGUCGAUUAAAAGGAUUAGCAUAUGGAGGUGGUGGUGGUGCUCCUCAUGUGCUUCAUCGUCAAGGGCUCCGUGGUGGACGAUAUCACCCUAAUCUUUAUCAUGCUGCAAUCCCAAGCGUACUAUUUCCGGAAUCUGACGAACAAAUGCCCACGGUUACAAGUAGAGUAGUUGUACUUUCUACAAUGUCAGCUCCACCAGCUCAUAGCAGUCGUUUCCUGCUGCCUGUUGUUGGUCAGUCUAAGCCGCUUUGUUUUGACGUUCCUGUUCCUCACAAACUCCGACUCCUACAGGAUUCAGCUUCAGAGUUCUCUAUGAAUGGAGAAUCCAUGACUGGACAAAAUGGAUGUCAUAAAAUUGCAUUUCAUUACAAAACAAACCAUCAUCUGACAAUAAGCACAACGUCUAUCAGAUACCACGACGGCCAGAAUCAUGUUGAGUUUCUGUGGGGCCAGGAACCAACCCAACACAAUACAGAGGACAUGUCUCUGAUUCUACGGACUAAUGAAAUAGAUGUCACCAUGGGAAAUAUCCGUGUCAUUAUUCUGCUUCACAAGGAAAACGGGGACAUGUUUCUGUGGCCUGCUGUUCAGCAACAGCCAAAAGAUGUCAAGUUGACAGGCAUUUUAGGAAAAACCGAUGCUUCAUAUGAGGAGAUUCAAGGAUCACAAACACCAGCUCUAAAGAUAAAUGACCAGGAAGUGAGCGCAAGCUGGGUGGAUGCCACAGACUACAGACUUUCUUCAAAGCCGGUUAUCAAAUGCUGGCUUGUCUCGUUCUACGCUGCGAUGCAGAGAGACAUUUCUGAUUUUACUGUCACUGAGCUGUAGAGUUCAAAGCUGGCAAACGAAGCAUGUUUCUAUGUAAAUUAAUUCAUUGACAUAAAAACAAUGUGUUAGAAUCUGGAUUUUUUUCCACUUUGUUAAAAUCUAUUUAAAAUGAUCGCUCUUUAAAAUCGCAAAUGAUUUAAUGAGCAUUUUAGGAUUGCAGCUUAAUCGAAUAAACAUUUCUUGACAUCACAACAUCUAACAUCUAUCACAUCUAACAUUAUAUGCAUUACUAGCGUGUCCACGCAAUACAGUACAUACUUGUUUACGUUAGCAAGUGACUGUAUUUUUUAGAAGUUUUAUUAGAACUUUUAAGGUUUUAUUUGGAACUACGUGAAAUGCAGGAACAGAAAAAUCUUUAUGAAUAGUAUAAAUAAUGGCCAUUCC
Sinocyclocheilus grahami is the source of this 3093-nucleotide messenger RNA. RefSeq names its product inter-alpha-trypsin inhibitor heavy chain 3b, tandem duplicate 2 (gene itih3b.2). Lineage: Eukaryota; Metazoa; Chordata; Actinopteri; Cypriniformes; Cyprinidae. Bases 49 to 2709 code for a protein of 886 amino acids. The transcript is spliced from 24 exons. The record is from RefSeq and is a predicted model, not a curated record.